Messenger RNA from Cyprinus carpio (common carp), 940 nucleotides. Its product is annotated as olfactory receptor 10A6-like. Gene Ontology annotation, biological process: G protein-coupled receptor signaling pathway. The coding region runs from base 164 to 940 and encodes 258 amino acids. Gene Ontology annotation, molecular function: G protein-coupled receptor activity; olfactory receptor activity. The transcript has a single exon. Lineage: Eukaryota; Metazoa; Chordata; Actinopteri; Cypriniformes; Cyprinidae. The record is from RefSeq and is a predicted model, not a curated record. Gene Ontology annotation, cellular component: membrane.
AAGUGCAACACGUAAUAUUUCCUUCACACUGGAUGCAUAUAACAGAAUACAAGACCUGAAAUAUGUUUUUGUUGUUGUGCUGGGUUUACUUUACCCAAUCAUCAUCAUUGCUAAUGGACUGAUUAUCUGUAUAGUAUGUCUUGAAAGAAAACUACAUAAGCCAAUGUACUUGUUUAUCUGCAAUUUAGCUUGUAUAAAUGUAUACGGUGGCACAGCAGUUUCACCUUUUAUCAUAGCUACAUUCUUGACAGAACACUAUCACAUAACAUGGUUUUCUUGUCUUGUGCAAAUCUACUUUAUAUAUACCUAUGGUGGUUGUGACAUAACAAACCUAACAGUAAUGGCUUAUGAUCGGUAUAUUUCUAUAUGCUAUCCUUUAAAGUAUGACAAAAUAGUAACCCCUACAAAAGUGAUUUUGGGUAUUGUACUAACUUGGCUUAUGCCCUUUUUCAGAGUGACCAUCACUCUCUCACUUACAGCAAACUUUGACAUUUGUGGAGUCAUCAUUGAAAAAGUAUACUGUGAUAAUUACUCGAUAGUGAAACUAGCAUGCACUGAUAUUUUAUAUUACAACAUAUAUAGCUCAACAAUGAUUGCCUUUGGGGUUGUACUCCCAUUUUUUAUAAUUAUCUACUCUUAUGUAAAAAUCACUUUAAUCUGUUUGAAACUGCCAAAAAGAGGACGAGUCAAACUCUUUAGCACGUGUGUCCCACAUCUAAUUGCAUUAUUCAACUUUAUUAUUGGGAUUUCCUUUGAACUUUUGCAAAGCCGAUUUGAUAUGAGACAUGUGCCCUACAUUAUUCGUGUAAUACUAUCUUUGUAUUUCCUUAUUUUUACCCCAUUAAUAAACCCAAUCAUUUAUGGGUUGAGAAAGCAUGCAAUAAAGGAAGCUAUAAUGAGAAAACUUUGUCAUACGUUUUACCAAAGGCAAACUGUGUAA